ACGUUGGUGUAGCGAAGCCCGACUCAAUCGACAGAACAAAUCGAGGCAACUCUUUGGAAGCGCUUCCUUUUAGUUGUCAACAAGGAAUGUGAAUGGAUACUGAAUAGUAGCUCUUAGCAGUAAAUGCUGUUCAAGCCGAUUGGGAAACACUGCUGAACAAAUAACCGCGUCUGUUCUGUAGUGUCACGUUGGUCAGACAUACCUUUUAAAUAAAGACAGAUGUGGAUUGAGUGAUACUCCUGUCACCAGGUCUCAGAAUAUCCAUGUGUAUAAUCUUCUUAAAGUUUGAUCCUCGGCCUGCGUCCAAAAAUGCCUACAGGCUAAUUUUGGCUGCAAAUAGAGAUGAGUUUUACAACAGACCGUCCAAAGCUGCCGACUUCUGGGGCACCAACGGUGAAAUCCUCAGUGGUUUGGACCUAGAGUAUGGCAAGGAAGGUGGAUCAUGGCUGGGAAUCAGCAAGAGGGGCAACCUGGCCGCCAUCACAAACUACAUGGAAGGACAUCCUAACCCUAACGCACAAGGAAGAGGGUUCCUUGUAUCGAACUACCUGAUGGAUAAGGAUGUAGACAGCUACUCCUACCUGAAGAAGGUGUCUGCAGACGGUCACAUGUACAACGGCUUCAAUCUCAUCACAGCUGAGUUCAAAGCCAAACAAGACACUGUGUGUUACUAUGGAAACAGAGGCAGCUCUGAACCCAUCCGUCUGAAUCCAGCAGGGAUCUACGGCUUAAGCAAUUCGCUCCUGGAUACUCCGUGGAAGAAACUUCUGAAAGGCAAGCAGCACUUUACCAAAGUCGUCGGCGACCAGUCUCUGUCCGGCGACGGAUUGGUCCAAGAGCUGCUCCACGUCCUUAACAACGAGGAGCUGAACACACCUGACCCACUUCAAGAGCAGCUGGGUGAAGGAUACAACAAGUCCGUGGUCCAGGCAAUGUCAGCUGUAUGCGUCCGCUCUCCUCAUUAUGGCACAAGGACCAACACAAUAAUCCUGAUAGAUGCAGAGGGGAAUGUCACCUUCACAGAGCGCACAAUGCUCGACGUUGACACGAGCAAAUGGAGCACCAAUUCUUUCCAGUUCAACCUCCAGGCGUGAAGACAAACUAGAGGAAACCCACUCUGUGCCUUUCUGCAACCCCUUUCCCCCUCCAUCAGCCACUCUGCUGCAGCUGCUCUGCCCUCGUUGCAUCACCAAGAGUAGAAAGACUUCUGUGCACUUUUUCUUCAGCUAGACGCCGUCUGUCUCAUAUACAUCACCGACAUGAAUUCUCUGCCCUUGAGUUAAAUUCAAAUAGCUUUUUUUUUUUCAAAUUGUGCUAAGUUAAAUAAAUCGUCAAAGGACAAUUACAUUUUUAUGAAUAAAAACGUUUUAUCCACAUGUCACAGAACACGCUUGCUGGGAUGCUUGACAAUGUCUAAUCUGUUAUUGUCCAGGCAACCAUAAAGACCUCGUGGUGCUGUCUAAUGUUGUUGAAGUCAAACUUUCUACCUCUAAAUUUAUAUUACCAACAAAAAAUACACUCUUUCAGAUUUCAGAUUGGAUCUUUUGAAGUCAAAUUACCAAAGUUUGAGGACAGAACAGCAUAUUAUAGAUGAAGGUAACCCACUCCAUUAGUGAUUACUUUGACAGCACUUGGGUAUUUCAGAAAUGUUAUGGUAUUUAUGGCAUCCUGUGUUGUUGAAUAAUGAAUUUACAGCUAGUAGACAUGGAAUACAUCUUAUUCAAUCACAUUCUAAAAAAAUACAUCAUGGGAAAGUGAAUAUUUGAAGAUUUUCUCUUUUUUUUGGACAUUUUGAAACUACAGUUUCACGUCUACUCUAUUUUUUAUGAUGAUUUUAUGUAAACUUCUGACUGCAACUGUAGGUGAUUAAACUCCUUGGUGUUAUUUGUGCCUAAAUAUGAUAAAGUAUGAAGGCUUAAGCAUGAUUUAUUUGUUUAAAAACCCAAGACCUUUUUCAUACAAAUAACAGAUUUCAGUAUGUUUUAAUUAUACAAUUCAGCAAUGUAGCUCAUCUUACAUCAGCAUGCAAACAGCGACAUCUUCUGGCCAAGUGUACUGAAAUAAAGCAUUUGUUUCUUA
Molecule: messenger RNA, 2079 nt
Organism: Poecilia latipinna (sailfin molly)
Lineage: Eukaryota; Metazoa; Chordata; Actinopteri; Cyprinodontiformes; Poeciliidae
Gene: tango2
Product: transport and golgi organization 2 homolog (Drosophila)
Exons: 9
Coding region: 264-1094 (276 amino acids)
Biological process (GO): Golgi organization; protein secretion
Cellular component (GO): Golgi apparatus
Source: RefSeq, a predicted model, not a curated record